UGUAGAGUUGGUUGAAAAUGAUUUUGAGAGCCUGUGAGAGGGUGGUGCUGUGUGGCUUUGAGCGGCGGUUCUCACCGUCAAAUUNGAAUUACAACAGACCGGUGACGGUAUGCGGCCUCCGUUCAAGCUACAAGGCGCGGCGACACACGAGGAUACUCUCCAAAGAAAGCAUUCAAGUCAUUCACGCUCUUAAACUCGCCAAAUCCCCCGACCACGUUCUCGACGCCAAACUCUCACGCCUUUUGAAACCUGACGCCUUGAACCUGUUCGACGAAUUGCUAAGACAAAACGAACUCAGUUUAUCCGUCAAGGUUUUCCACUUCAUUCGCAAGGAGGUGGGGCAUGAUANGCUGCUGCAACUCUACGCCGACAUGAUUCUGUUGCUCGGAAGAAACAAGAAAAUCGACAUGGCGGAGGAGCUGUUCUCUGAAGUUUUGGAGAAGGGACUGAAACCGGACACGAGGAUAUGCGGUGAGAUGAUUGGGGCGUAUUUGCAAGCUGGGAUGACGGAGAAGGCGAUAGAGAUAUACGGGUCCAUGAAAGAAUGGGGUUGUACCCCCGAUAAGUUCAUUUUCACCGUACUUAUCACAAAUUUAGAAAGAAACGGACGACAACAACAUCAACAACUGGUAGAGUCUCUCAAACAAGACUGUCUUCACUAUGUGGAGUUCCCUGAUAAAUUCCUUCAACAACUUCAAGAAGAUAAACCAAGAAAGAGACGUGUCGAUCUUGUGUGAAAUUUUGCAGCUUUUGCUUCAGGGUGGUGUUGUUGGCUCUUGUUUACACAAAAUUAAACUUGAGUUGAAAUUUCAUGUUACGGUGAUUAUUAUAUGCUCAUGGCAUGUAAAAAGUAGACUUGUAUCUCAUAAAUCUGAUGAUGUUUUCACGAGUUA
This is a messenger RNA of Vigna radiata var. radiata (mung bean), 893 nucleotides long. Its product is annotated as pentatricopeptide repeat-containing protein At1g62350. Gene Ontology annotation, molecular function: RNA binding; protein binding. Lineage: Eukaryota; Viridiplantae; Streptophyta; Magnoliopsida; Fabales; Fabaceae. Bases 18 to 737 code for a protein of 239 amino acids. The transcript is spliced from 3 exons. The record is from RefSeq and is a predicted model, not a curated record. Gene Ontology annotation, biological process: Group II intron splicing; chloroplast organization.